Messenger RNA from Myzus persicae (green peach aphid), 3157 nucleotides. RefSeq lists its product as uncharacterized. Bases 1918 to 2283 code for a protein of 121 amino acids. The transcript is spliced from 2 exons. The record is from RefSeq and is a predicted model, not a curated record. Lineage: Eukaryota; Metazoa; Arthropoda; Insecta; Hemiptera; Aphididae.
AACAAGUCGUACUACAAAUAGAAAAAUAAAUUACAGUUAUAUAAAUAAAUAAUAAAAUAUUUUCAGAAAUAGAAGUGACACACAAUCUCCGCUAAGAAUAGUUUUUUGUGACUUACCUAUUCAAUGUGUUAAUAUACACUCAAAACCUACUAUACAGCAGAGAGACUUCUCUGGUUACUUAUUUAAGUAUUUUACAUUUUUACUAGUAUUUGUACAGUUAUACACAUCCUUAAUUUAAAUUAUUAAGUAUCCCAUACCUUGUACAGCGUCCUAUGUUAAUAACAUUUUAAAAGAAAGUUGAUAAGUAUAAUCGUACAAAUUCGUAGGUACAUAAUUUAUUUAUUCACUUAUUCUCAGGUCCAUUAAAACCACCCAACUUUAACUCUCAAACAAACGAAUCCACUGCCUCCUCCAGCCACUCUUUUCUCUUAUUUUCUCGAACAUUUUCAAUCAUUCAUUACACCAUUAAUAAAUCUCCUCACAACUCUAAUAAAUAAAAUUAUAACCAAAAAUGACAACUAAUUCAAACGUAAAUCAUAAUUUAUCAAUUUAAUCUUGGAAUGUCAAUGGUCUCAGAUAACGCUAAAUCCCAUUACAUAGAAUUCCACUCCAAACUUCGCGCUCAUUCAAAUCCACUAAUUAAAAAUCUAACCACUACCACACUUAUUCCUAGAAGGUUAAAAAGAAAAUAGCCAAGAUACUUGCUCAAUGCUUAAAAAAAUACUAUUAACUAACUAAAAACUAAAAAAAAAAAAACCAAAUUUAAAUUUCUGGUCAGGUGGCACUUCUGGGAGCCUUCCUAUUAAUGUUAUUAUGUCAACACACUUACUCAUUACACCUUUGUCACGUAUAGAUUGUAAAUAUAUAUAAAAAAAUGUAUUUAUUACGUUUCAGAAUAAGUAUUUAUAACUAUUACAUCCAUCCUAGUUCCUACUCAAUUUUAAUAUCUGGGGUUAGACUCUAGAGUAUUUAUGUAAAAUACAAAUAAUUGACCGAGUGCCAUAGUUUUUAUUAUUCGUUUAUUUUUUAGUAUUAAUAUAAUUAUUGUUUUACAAAAAUAUAAUUAAUAAAGUUUAUAAUUUAUGUACUUUAAAACAUAUGAAUGAAAUAACUAUUAAUUCGAGCUAGAAUCUAGAAAUAUACUAGCUGAAGGGGACUUUGGAAUUUAAAAAAAUAGCGUCAGUUUUCUCAUUUCGAAAUAUUUCCUUCUAAAUAUAUAAUCAACAGCUUAAAACUUACUACUUUACAAGUUGAUAAAUACCUACUCAAAAUUUUAAUUGACACAUCCACCUAAUGAUUAUAAAAUGGGAAUGAAUCGGAAAGUAAAUAAAUUUCCGAGAACUUCGAUCUAUAAAAAUUAAAAUGUUGAACUUGUAGUUUUUAAUCAGUUCGUACUUAAAGUUUUGAUGAGAAGAGUGGAGUGGUAUACAUGUAUACUUUAAUAUACUUUUACUUUCCAUGUUAUAGGAAGUGGGAAUCCCGCAAAAUGUUGGUCCACAUUCUCAUAUUAUACUCAUCUAAAUGACUAAAUCCGUAGUUUCAAGGAGGUACUUAUAAACCUCAAUACAUACUAAUAAUUAACCUGAUCAUGUAGUAACUACUUGUAAAAAUGUGAUUUGUAUACAUUGAAAUUCAGCUUCGGUUACACUUUUUAAAAAUCAUUAGCUGUUAGUGUGUAAAAUUUAACUUAACUAAAUUUAAUAAUACGGAAUAACAACUCAAAGAAAUGUACGCAUUAUGCAUAUUCAUAUUCGACAUAUGAAAUUGAGAAAGCUGGUAAGUAGAUAACGCUUUGCUGUAAAUGAAUUGUCUAGGGAGUCAUUAUAGACUAUAGUCAUUGGUAAUGUACUAAUAUGUAUAUGUUAGUUUUUUUUAUUAACAGUAUGUGUUCAAUUUGAAUUCAAUGAUAUAUAAUGAAUGUAUACGAAAAAACAAUUCUGUGAGAAUACGGAUCAUCAGCCUAUAAUAUUACUAAGUCGUUCAAAUGCAACCACUGUUAAUUGGUUUGAUUUGUGUACAGACAUGUGUUGUUCAUUAUUUGAAAAGCGUCAAAAGAUGGGAGGACAAAAUAUAGUAGUACAAAUGGAUGAAUCAUUAUUGAGAGGAAGAAGAAAGUAUAACCGAGGAAGACUGCUGCUAGGUGAUGGGCGUCAUGAACAAGUACAAGAUAACACCACUGACUCCAAUUCUGACAGUGAUCAAGAAAAUCUAGUUGAUUUUGCCUAUAUUAGACAGAAAUUAUGGUCGCAGACUGGAAGGACCUUAGGUAUUCGGAUUAUGUAGUAAAAUUUAAUAUAAUUUGGAACGAUGGUUUUUUGUUGUAGAAAAACUUUAAUUCCGAUUAUUGAAAAAAGAAAUAUUAUCUGGUUCUAUUAUAAUGUCAGAAGAAUGGAGGGCACAUUCUUGUUUAAAAUAUAGAGGCUAUGAUCAUAGAACAGAACAUCAUUUAAACAAUUUUGUUGAUCCAACUACUGGAGCUCACACACAAGCAAUUGAAUGUUCAUGGGGAGUAUUAAAAACUAAAAUCCUACGAAUACAUCAUCUGAAAUUUUGCCACGUCAAUUAAUUGAGGCAUGGUAUCGAUCUAUUAACAAGCAAGAUACAAUUUAAAAAAAAUUUUUAAGUGACAUUUUAAAAGUAUUAAUUGCCAAACAUAAUUUAUGAUAAAACAAUCUUAUGCCAUUUUGUUAAUAAUUUUUUUUUUACCGAUAUUUUGUUGAAUGAAUUUGAAUGUACUUUGGUACAUCUGUAAUAAUAAAAUAACCUAAUUUUAUGAUUUUUAAUUUGACUGUCAUUGAAUUAAUUAUUGGUCCGGUAGGUCACAUACUAAACAAAUACUCAGUGGACGUAUAAACUAUGUGUUAAUAAUUUACUCUGUCCAAAAUAAACCACUGAUUAUAUUUUUAUAGCUUCAGGGAAGACACAAGUGCACAACUUAUGCAAAUGUCAAUCAAGGAAAUUGCAUUAAAAAGUAAUAUAAAAAUUUGUCAUUGUUGGAAUGAUGAAACUGUUCACUGAAAUGAGACAGAUGUAGGCCACAGUUCGGUGUGUAUGUAGCUACAUCCAUUGUAUAUUAUGAUGCAAGUUACAAAUAUUAUUCAAAACUUAUGUUUAAAUUUUGAAUUUUAAUAAUUUUUUAGUUUAAUAUAUUUUACUA